Molecule: messenger RNA, 9797 nt
Organism: Sphaeramia orbicularis (orbiculate cardinalfish)
Lineage: Eukaryota; Metazoa; Chordata; Actinopteri; Kurtiformes; Apogonidae
Gene: lama2
Product: laminin, alpha 2
Exons: 74
Coding region: 51-9560 (3169 amino acids)
Biological process (GO): axon guidance; tissue development; animal organ morphogenesis
Cellular component (GO): basement membrane
Molecular function (GO): signaling receptor binding; extracellular matrix structural constituent
Source: RefSeq, a predicted model, not a curated record
CGAGGCCACGGCACGCGGACCUAACCGCAUCACAUCAGAGACUGGACCAAAUGAAGCAACUCGGGCUCGCGCUCCUCCUGACCGCGUUGCUAUGGCAAUGCGGGCACGCUCAACAGAGAGGACUAUUCCCGGCUGUGUUGAACCUGGCGACCAUGGCAGAAAUAUCCGCUAACGCUACCUGUGGGUCAUCGGGUCCAGAGAUGUUCUGUAAACUGGUAGAACAUGUACCGGGUCAGCCUGUGAGAAACCCACAGUGUCGAAUCUGCAACCAAAAGAGCACAAAACCAUUUGAGCGUCAUCCUGUCGAAUACGCCAUCGAUGGGACCAACCGCUGGUGGCAAAGCCCAUCUAUUAAGAAUGGAAUGGAGUACCACUAUGUGACCAUCACACUCGACUUAAAACAGGUUUUUCAGAUCGCUUAUGUGAUACUAAAGGCAGCCAACUCACCUCGUCCUGGUAACUGGGUCUUAGAGCGAUCAAUCGAUGGUGUGACCUUUGACCCCUGGCAGUACUACGCCAUUACAGAUACAGAGUGCCUGACACGCUUCAACAUUAAUCCACGCACAGGACCGCCAUCUUACACCAGAGAUGAUGAAGUGAUCUGCACAUCCUUCUAUUCAAAGAUUCACCCUCUGGAGAACGGAGAGAUCCACACCUCAUUGAUCAACGGUCGUCCCAGUGCGGAUGACCCCUCCCCAACCCUGCUGAACUUCACCUCGGCACGUUACAUCAGGUUGGUGCUCCAGCGAAUCAGGACACUGAAUGCUGACCUCAUGACUCUGACACUGCGUGACCCCAGAGAUAUCGAUCCCAUCGUGACGAGACGGUACUACUAUUCCAUUAAGGACAUCUCAGUGGGAGGAAUGUGCAUCUGUUACGGCCACGCCAAAGCCUGUCCUCUCAACAGGGAGACAAAGAAGUUCAGCUGUGAAUGUGAACACAACACAUGCGGGGAGAGCUGUGAUCAUUGUUGCCCUGGUUACCACCAGCAGCCCUGGAUGGCAGGAACCUUCCUCACUCGACACGUCUGUGAGAAGUGUAACUGCCAUGGGAAGGCAGAGGAGUGCUACUUUAAUCAGACUGUGGCAGACCUGUCCCUCAGCCUGGACACCCACGGCCAGUACCGAGGGGGGGGAGUCUGUAUCGGUUGCCGUGACAACACAGCCGGAAUCAACUGUCAGAGCUGUGCUCCUGGAUACUACAGACCCACGGGCGUGAGCGCAGAGGAGGAGAACCCCUGCAUGGUUUGUUCAUGUGACCCACAUGGUUCCAUCAGUCAGGCGUGCAUCGCAGAUCCAAGCCAGGCCUCAUCCGCCAUGCCAGCAGGGUCAUGCCGGUGUAAGGAGGGUUUUGGGGGUCUGCGAUGUGACAGGUGUGCUGUCGGUUAUAUGGGCUACCCGUCCUGUCAGCGCUGUAACUGCAGUGUGGAAGGAAGCACCAACGCUGACCCGUGUAUAACACCGUGUGUGUGCAAGGAAAAUGUGGAGGGAGAAAACUGCGACCGCUGCAAACUGGGGUUUUACAACCUCAAUGGCGACAAUCGGCGAGGGUGUGAAAAGUGUUCCUGUAUGGGCGUUUCCAGUCAGUGCUACGAAUCCACAUGGACCUAUCAGAACGAGAGUUCCCUGACAGGCUGGCAUCUGAUUGGAGACACAGGAGGGCGAGUGUGGUCCGUCCACAGACAGACUCCUCCAUAUCUGAGCGUCCGUCACUCAGAUGUCGUGAAUGAUCUGGGGUCAGCCUACUACUGGAACGCACCUGGAUUAUACCUGGGUAACAAGCUUUCAGCUUACGGAGGGAAUGUUGUCUACACUGUGUCUUACACCACAGAUCAACAAGAACAAAGGGCCAUUAGAGUCACAUCAGAGCCUGACCUGAUCAUAGAGGGGAGCGGGAUUAAGAUUAUUGACAGAAGAUAUGGCCAGCCGGUGUAUCCGUCCUCGCCAAGCACCAAUCAUAUUGCCCUCCUUCCAGAGAACUUUGUGGUUUCAGACACAGCACAGCCGAUAAACCGGAGAGAUUUCUUAUCUGUGUUGGCAAAUGUGACCAAAGUGACAGUCCGGGCCACGUACAGUACUGAUCCCAGUGCAGUGUACAGGCUCCACUUAUUUUCAAUGCAGGUAGCUAAUCCGUCUGCCAGAGGGGAGAGGACAGCAUCAGCUGUUGAAAUGUGUUCUUGUCCUCCUGGAUAUUCAGGGACUUCUUGUGAGACGUGUAUGCCUGGCUUUCGGAGAGUCAACGGGAUUCUCUACAACGGUGUAUGUGAAGCGUGUCAUUGUCAUGGACACAGUGCAGUCUGCCACGAGGACACAGGUCACUGUCAGGAUUGUUCCCACCACACCACUGGCCCCCACUGUGACACAUGCCUACCUGGUUACUAUGGUAACGCCACCCGGGGGUCACCGGCGGACUGUCAGCCCUGUGCCUGCCCCCUCAAUCUGCCUGGCAACAACUUCAGCCCGACUUGCCACUUGGGUGUAGAAGGGGAGCAGAUUUGUGACCAGUGCCCACCUGGAUAUUCAGGGCCCAGAUGCGACAGAUGCUCCACCGGAUACUACGGCCAGCCCACGGUGCCAGGGGGCUCCUGCCAGCCCUGUGAUUGCCAUGGAAACCUGGACCUCUCCAUACCUGACAGCUGUGAUCCAAUCACAGGCCAGUGUCUGCGCUGUCGCCAGGGCUAUGGCGGCGUGGCUUGCGACAGUUGCGCUGAGGGUUACUAUGGAGACGCAGUGACAGCCAGAAACUGCCAGCCCUGUCAGUGUCAUAUAAACGGAUCGGUUUCGGAAGUCUGCAAUAAGGAGACCGGCCAGUGCCCCUGCAGAGAAAACGUGGUUGGACGACAGUGUGAUGAGUGUACGCCCCAGACCCAUGGCAUUACCACCGGUGGAGUGUGUGAACCGUGUCACUGUAACUCAUUUGGUUCCAAGUCGUUUGACUGUGAUGAAACCGGUCAGUGUCGGUGUCAACCAGGAGUCACCGGACCCAAGUGUGAUCGCUGCGCAAGAGGAUUUUUCAACUUCCAGGAAGGCGGCUGCACACCCUGUCAGUGCAGUCAUGUGGGCGAUAACUGUGAUGCCAACACAGGACAGUGUAUCUGCCCUCCAAACACUAUUGGUGAGAGGUGUGACCGCUGCGCUCCCAACCACUGGGGCCAUGACAUCACAACAGGAUGCAAGGAGUGUGGCUGCAACGUGCUCGGCUCAGUGACCCAACAGUGCAACAUCAACACCGGCUGCUGCUUCUGUCGCGACUCCUUCAGAGGAGAGAAGUGCAACGAGUGUCAGAUCGGAUACAGAGACUUUCCCCAGUGUACCCAGUGUGAGUGCAACGUCGCAGGAUCGGACAGCCAGACUUGCGACUUGGAGAGAGGAGUGUGUGCCUGUGCAGAUCGGACAGGAAAAUGCAGCUGCAAGGAAAAUGUGGAGGGACACAACUGUGAGCACUGCAAACCAAGCACUUUUGGGUUGUCGGUUCGAAAUCCAUUGGGUUGCAGCAAGUGUUACUGUUAUGGACUGACAGAUUCUUGCUCAGAGGCACAAGGGCUCAUCAGGAUGUGGUUAACGCUGAGGCAAGAGCAGACGGUGCUCCCCCUGGUGGAUAAAUCAAGUGCUAUGGAGACGAGGAGAGGAGUGAGCUUUCAGCAUCCUGAGAUCCUCGCCCACGCAGAACUGGUCACCCCAACCCUCUCGGAGCCGUACUACUGGAAACUACCAGAACAGUUCAGAGGCUCCAUGAUCACAGCAUAUGGUGGUCAGCUGAAAUAUGCCGUGUACUACGAGGCCAGAGAUGAAACCGGACCAUCAUCAUAUGAGCCGCAGGUCAUCGUUAAAGGCGGGGCUAAUCACAACACGGUUAUGACUCGCCACAUCCCGGGGCUCCAGAUCGGUCAGCUCACCCGUCACGAGAUCGACAUGACAGAGCAUGAGUGGAAGUUUGCAGAUGGCAGGUCUAUGACUCGUGAGGACUUCAUGGACAUUUUGUUCUAUGUGGACUACAUCCUAAUUAAGGCAUCACAUGGCAACUUGAUGAGACACAGCCGUAUUUCAGAGAUCAGUCUAACAGUGGCAGAAGAAGGGACGCCGACCAAAGUGAGCGAAACAGCCCAUCAAAUAGAGAAGUGUGACUGUCCAGUUGGAUACUCUGGACUUUCCUGUGAGGAGUGUGCUGCAGGUUUUUACCGUCUUCGCAGCGGUUCUUUGGCAUCUGCUCCAGCGUCCAGAGUGCCCACUGCUGCCGGCAUGGGCAGCUGUGUUCAGUGCCAAUGCAGUGGGCACUCGUCCACCUGCGACCCCGAGACAUCCAUAUGCCAGAACUGUCAGGACAACACAGAGGGCGACCGGUGUGAACGCUGCGCUCCAGGGUUUUAUGGUGUGGUCCGAGGUUUCCAGGACGACUGUAAACCAUGUGCCUGUCCCCUGACCAACCCAGAGAACAAUUUCAGUCCAACCUGUGUUGCUGAGGGAUUCGACGACUACAGAUGUACAGCCUGUCCUGAAGGAUACGAAGGCAAAUACUGUGAGAGGUGCUCCACUGGUUAUCAUGGUAACCCGCGGAUGCCCGGGGGCCGCUGUGAGGAAUGUAAGUGUUCCCCCUGGGGGUCGUUGCCCGGACCAUGUGACCCAGUCACAGGUCAAUGCCGGUGCCGGUUCGGGGCAUCGGGGAAGUCGUGUGACCAGUGCAUGGACAGGCAUGUGUGUGGACCAGCUGGAAUCAUCUCCUGCGACGAUGAGUGUUCAGGUUUGCUGAUCAGCGAUAUGGAUCGUCUGUAUCGUAUUAUCACUGAGGUCACCUUAACAACACCCCUCCCACCGCCUUAUAAGAUCUUGUACCACUUCGAAAACAUGACAGAGGAGCUGAAGCACAUGCUGUCACCUCAGAAAGCUCCGGAGAGAUUACUGCAACUGGCCGACUCCAACCUGGGAUCACUGGUCGUUGAGAUGGACCAACUACACAGCAGGGCCACUAAGGUGUCUGCUGAUGGAGAGCAGGUUGAAGACGAUGCUGACAGGAUUCAUAAACGAGCCGAGGACCUGGAGCAGUUCAUCAGGGAUACACUACUGGGAGCUAAAGACCUCCAGUCGAAGGCUGUCGAGUUGAACCAGACUCUCUCGCGGAGAGAUGGGACUCCAGACAAAAGCCUGAAGGAGAUGAAGGAGGAGAUCCAGGCCAUGCUAGCCGAGAUGAGAAACCGGCAGCUGGGAGGGAAGAAGAGCAUUGCAGAGGAGGAGAUGGACCUCGCGGAGGAGUUGUACCAGAAAGUCAAAAGAAUGUUUGGUGACCCCCAUCAGGCCACAGAAGACCUAAAAGCAGAGAUUAAAGCAAAACUCUCAGACCAUGAGGGAAAACUCCAGGAGGCCCAGGACUUACUUUAUACUGCACAGGGGAAGACGAGGGAGGCGGGUGCUCUGGCUGAACAAAACCAAGCAAACCUCACAGCCCUGGAGAGGAAGCGCUCUGCAGUGAACACAGUGAGACAGCAAACCCAAGACGUCCUUGGAGAAGGAGAAAGUCUACUGGACGACGCAAACCAGCUUUCUGACAGCAUCAACAAGGGCCUAGAGGAACUGGAGGAAAUGGAGAAAGAGCUGGGUCCUCUUCAUGAUCAGCUAGAUGAUAAAGUCAGUCAUCUCACCAGCGGUUUGAGUGACGGCAGGCUGGCUAAUCAUGUUCGUGAUGCGGAGGAUCACGCCAUGCAGCUGAACGAAUCUGCCAGUAUCUUGGAUAGGAUUUUGGCUGAAGCUAAGAAUCUGUCCUUCAAUGCAACAGCUGCCUUCAAGGCCUAUAGUAACAUUAAAGCCAAUGUUGACGCAGCAGAGAAAGAAGCCAAGGCAGCUAAACAGAGGGCAGCCGAGGCACUUGGACUGGCCUUAGGUCCAGAGGUUCCAGUAAAAGAUGAAGCUGAAGCUGCUCUCCAGAAAAGUCACCAGCUGCUAAACCAAGCAAAACAGCUUCAAAAUGACGUCAAAGAGAACGCAGAUAAUGUGGCCGUGCUGAAGGGCAGAGUUAAAGCUGCAAGAGAGAAAUCCAAAGACCUGCUCAAAGCUGUCAACGGAACCAUGGCAACGCUCAACGCUAUCCCCAAUGACACAGCAGCCAAGUUAGCAGCUACAAAGGUGGUAGCAGCUGACGCUAACGCCACAGCCAUCGACGUGUUGGAGCGCCUCGGGGAUCUGAACCUUCAAAUCCGUGGUCUGCAGAAGAACUACAGCGAGCUCGAGGAUACUGUCAACGCAGCCAAUCAGAUGAUCCAGGACCCAGAGAAAAACACAAUCAUUCAUGCUGCAGGCGCUAAAGUCAAGGAUUUAGAGGAUGAAGCAGACAGACUGUUGGAGAAACUGCAACCGAUCAAAAAGCUUCAGGACAAUCUGAGACGAAACAUUUCGCAAAUCAAGGAGCUGAUCAACCAAGCCAGAAAACAGGCUAACUCAAUUAAAGUAUCAGUGUCAUCUGGCGGUGACUGUCUUCGUAGUUACCGCCCCGACAUCAGGAAGGGAAGGUACAACACCAUCAUCCUUCAUGUUAAAACCACCACACCUGACAACCUGCUCUUCUACCUGGGAUCAGCCAAAUAUGUUGAUUUCCUGGCCUUGGAGAUGCGAAGGGGGAAGGUGAAUUUCCUGUGGGAUGUGGGUUCAGGCGUGGGAAGGGUUGAAUAUCCUCAUCACACCAUACACGAUGGCAACUGGCAUAGAAUAGAGGCAUCUCGUAAUGGGUUGAAUGGCACCAUAUCCGUCUAUCCUCUGGAAGGCUCUAUGGCUGGUAUGAUGCCCACCCCAGCCAGUGCCAACUCGCCCACAGCAUACACUAUCUUGGACGUUGACCAGAACGCCUACCUGUUCGUAGGAGGAAUACUCGGCACUGUCAAGAAAGCUGAAGCUGUGAGAACAACGUCGUUCAUAGGUUGCAUGGGAGAGACCUUCUUGGACGGUAAACCCAUUGGACUGUGGAACUACAGAGAGAGGCAGGGAGACUGUAAAGGAUGUGUUGUCAGCCCCCAGAGGUCAGACGGUGAAGGUAUAGUCCAGCUGGAUGGUGAAGGGUACGCUGCAGUGGGACGACCCACCAGGUGGAACCCCAAUGUUUCUACCAUCACCUUCAAGUUCCGCACUUUCUCCUCUGAUGCCUUGCUCAUGUACCUGGCUACUGAUGAUAUGAAGGACUUCAUGUCUCUGGAACUGUCAGAGGGCAAGGUGAAGGUAAACUUUGACCUGGGAUCAGGCGUUGGCGGUGCUGUAUCGGCUAACCGGCACAACGAUGGACACUGGAAAUCCCUCACCAUGUCACGGAACAAAAAACAGGCUACUGUGACUGUAGUGGACAUUGACAGUGGCUCUGAGGAAAAAAUAAUGGCUGUAUCUCUGGGAUCAGCCACUGGUCUCAACCUCAAAGAAAACCAGAAGAUCUAUUUUGGAGGCCUACCGACUAUUGGAAACUAUAGCAUGACUGCCAGGCCUGAGGUCACUCUGAAGCGGUAUGCAGGCUGCCUCCGGGAGAUUGAAGUUUCCAGAACUCCAUAUAAUCUCCUCAGCAGCUCAGAUUAUACAGGAGUCACUAAAGGAUGUAAUGUAGAGAACCUGUACACUGUCAGUUUCUCAAAGCCUGGAUAUAUGGAGCUGAGAGGCCUGUCGCUGGCGGUCGAGACAGAGAUCAGCCUUUCAUUUAGCACUCUGGCUGACACCGGGACCAUCCUGCUGGCAGUAGGAGGGUCUACACCCAUCAGUCAGCAGGCCCGCAACACAAACUUCUUCAGCUCCAAGAGGAAACGCAGACAGUCAGGAGAGCCCUACCUCUCUGUGAUGCUCAACAAAGGCUCCCUGGAGGUUUUACUGUUUUCUGGCAGCCACAGUCCACGUCGUGUCGUCAGACGACCAGACCAAGGCGUCCUCAAUGACGGCAGAGAGCACUCACUGCGCAUAGAGAGGCUACCUGGCAGAUCUUUUGCAGUUCAGGUCGAUGAGGAACCCAAGAGAGAAGCAGGGCUUCCCAAUGAUCAGCCAAUGAGCUUGCAGCGUAUCUUCCUCGGUGGUAUUCCCGCAGAAGUAGAGCAGACGUCCAACAGAGUCAACGUGCCUUUCCAGGGAUGUAUAUGGAACCUGAUGUUCAACGCCAUUCUCUCAGAUUUCUCCCAGCCUGUGUCCUUUGAGAACGCUGAAAUCGGCCAAUGUCCCAACCUCGCCCCUGCACCACCUCCACUUCCUCCUCUUCUGCCGGAGGAGCCCGAGAAGGAAAAGGAGGAGCUAAAGCCUGACAGACCCCCACCGACCCCAGCUCCUGUUACUCCAGAGCCUGCUGUUGAAGCUACGCCCCCCGCUGUACCUGCUGCUGUCACACCUGCUGCUGCUGCCCCGCCCACUGAACCGAGCCCUGACACGGAUUCAUGUGCUUCAGCUGUGGCCCCGACGGCGCUGGAGCAGGCCUAUCAGUUUGGACUGACCCGAAACAGCCACAUGAGCUUCGCCUUCGAUGACACCAAAGUCAGAGAAAGGUUAAUAUUGGAGUUUGAGCUGAGGACUAAAGAAGAGUCCGGCCUUGUGCUCUACAUGGCUAGAAUCAACCAUGCUGACUUUGUUUCCAUACAGAUUAAGGAUGGACAGGUCUGUCUGGGUUACGAUCUUGGUCAUGGAAACACAUCUGGUUGUGUUCCCUUCUCCAUCAACGAUGGCAACUGGCACAGGAUCCGUGUGACUCGUAUCAAGCAGAGAGGUGUGCUCAUGGUUGAUGCCAAAUUCAGCAAACAGAUGAUCAGUCCAAAGAAGGCUGACCUGUUGGAUGUUGUGGGAAUGGUGUAUGUUGGUGGAUUACCACAAAACUACACGACAAAGAGGAUAGGACCGAUCCUUUACAGUCUCAAUGGAUGCAUCCGUAACUUUAAGAUGUCAGGAAGUCCAGUGAGCAAUAAGCCAGGCCCUUCAGGUCGUGUUGAAGUCGCUAUGGAGGACUUUAAAUUAGACAUGGGCGCCCCCACCUCCAGUAACAUGGUAGGACGCUGCUUCGUUGCGACUGAGGCGGGAACCUAUUUUGAAGGAACAGGCUUCUUGAAAGCAGUUCCCACCUACAGAGUGGGUCAAGAUGUGUCAAUUGCUUUCGAGUUCCGCACCAGUAGAACCAACGGGGUGCUUUUAGCCGUCAGUAACAAAGACAGCGAUGGACUGGGAAUAGAGAUCGUAGAAGGAAAGUUGCUCUUCCAUGUUGACAACGGAGCUGGACGAAUCACAGCGGAGCACUUGCCUGAAGGCGACGGCUUCUGCGACGGCCAGUGGCACUCUGUCACCGCCAAUAAGAUGCGCCACAGGAUUGAACUGGUGGUGGAUGGGAGGCAGAGCCAAGCAGAGAGUCCCAACGCCCGCUCCAACAUCUGUGACACCAACGACCCCAUCUACGUCGGAGGAUACCCCGCUGGCGUUCACCAGGCGGCUCUGUCCAUCAGCAGGUCCUUCAAAGGUUGUAUGAAAGACCUGAAAAUCACUAAAGCAUCCAAGACGUUGAAUGUGCAGUUCAACAAAGCCCUGGAGAUUAAAGGGGUCCAGCCUCUGUCCUGUCCUUCCCCCAUCGCUGCCUGAUCCAAACCACAGAGCCUCUCAGUUUGUCAUUUUACAUGAUCUCAAGUGUCUAAUAAGUUUACAUGUGGAUUUAGUCUCUUUUAAUCAUAUUUAUUGGUCCUAAAAGCUGCACUGACUUACCUUAUGAAAUGUAAUGUGCUUAGCAGAUCAGUGCCUGAAAAGAUUAGCCCCAUUUCCACUGAAAUCUGGGUUAAAAAAAAAAAAAAAAAAACUUCCCUCCACUCCAAAUUUUUCCUA